AGGUGGGCGAAAGAGAGACCCCGGCUGGUGAUUACCAUGGUGGCACAACAAAAUGCGGAAACUGGGAUCUGCCAACAGUGUGGCAGCAGUCCAGCUGCUGUCCGUUGUCGUGACUGCCGACCACACCCACUCUUAUGUGCUGAGUGUGAUGUCAGUUUACACAGAAACCAGGUGUUCCACAACAGGGAUGCAACAAUAGCUGGAUUCUUUCAGCCAUUGCCUCCAACAACCUGUGUCGUAGAGAGGGUUCUUUCCCAGUGUGUGUGUAUUGUGCCGUUGGAGAUGCCCGAGAAAAUAUGUACUUGUUCUCCGGGAACGUUGAGUGUCAACCCAGGAAAAGUUGUUGCUGUGGUUACAAUAAAUGGACGAUAUGAUCUCUGUAUGCCUGAGAUGAAAUGCGAGGCAUGCAAAGCCACUUGGAGCGCUGGAGUCGAUGACUUGGUCCGUAAUGACUACUGGCUUGCGACCCUUCACUUCUCCACGGUGUACUCUACCGAUGUGUUUCAUUCACAUGAAGAGUUGAAGAUGGCAGCAGCAGGACUUUCCUGUCAAGCCUUUUUGAGAAUGCUUGAUCAACGAACUGUCCGCUUCGGCCGUACUGGGAAGAUCACAGCAGACAGCUUCAGAAAAAGCUUUUUGGAGUGGGAGGCUGUUAGAUUUGAAGUCGACAAGAUAUGCAGGGAGGAGCCUUUUGUCUGUCCUGCAUGCACCCCAGACAUGCUUGCCGUUUCAGUGGACGGAAAUCGCAAGCACUACCGCUUUAAGAAUGCAGCAAGAUCUGAGGAGCAAGCCUUAUUUGAUGGCAUCUUCAUUGCAAAAGAUGAUGAAGUAGAGAGAUUUGUGGAUUACAUUCAUUCUACCACCAACCAUGUCUCUGGAAGAGGUGUCUGUGGAGGGGAGUGUUUAGCAGCCAGAGAAACAUCUCAGAGAUCCUCGAGUAAAAUUGAUGAGGAGGGACUUGAGCUUGCGGUGCGUCGACAUGGAGUUUUUCUCUGCGCUCUCAACAUGUUCAGGGGAGAAAUCUACGCUUAUCCCCUCUACCUGCAGAACAAGCUGGCAAAUAAGCCAAUAACCUUUUUUGCCAUGGAUGUUACAUGCAAGUACUGGCCCUACCUCAACAAAGUGGCAAAAAGCUGCCCGGAGCUCCAGCACCUUCUUGACAUGAAGCCAUUCCUGUCAGUGUUUCAUGCUAAAGCCCAUGACUUUAAAUGUGAGUUUAAAUGGAGUGGAGCUUACCAGCAAGGGGCUGGAUUGACACUUGGGGAGGAGGUUGAGCAGUGCAACGCCUUCCUCUCUAGGAUUGCUGUGAUGACAAACAUGUGUCCAAAGCAGGUAAGUUUACCACACACUGCACUUCUUAGAUUGAAAGUGUUAUAAGGAAAGUGUAGCAGCUGCAAAUCUCCACCUUCUCACCCUGUUAACAAAAGCACUCAAAUGACUGUACCUCCAGAUUCUUGUAAUUAUGGUGAGCUUUGUUGAGGUCACUCAUUUUCCGACUCUACGCCAAAUGUCUCGAGACACUGACUUUUUUGACACUCUCCUGCGCCAUUUGUCUACUGUCAUGCAACACCAUACCAAGCUACUUGAUUACUCUUCUCCCCCACCGUCAACUCUCUGCUAAUAAUUUGUUCUGUUCACUUGACAAGAAAAAGGCACAAGACUGCAGGUGAGGGACAUGUAGUAAAAAACAGAUGAGUUUAUUUUUUUUAUUUUUUGCAGGUCGCACAGACAUGCUUACGCUGAUGGCCAUGCGCUGGAAUCAGCAAAAGUUUAAUAACUUGGCUACUUCACUUGCCCGCCGAUAUCAGAAGGCCACAAAAGGCCUGGAAAGCCGGCUUCAGGACCUGGAGGUCAUGAGAAUCCAACUGGCAGUGACACAGGUUGAAGUUGAGGGCUGGGUCACUGACGUAAAAGAGUGGGCAGAAGCAACAACAUCCCAAAAGAAUGCAGAUUUUGACGCGGUGACUAGUAGACUGGAGGUGCUGGUGGCCAGCAUUAAAAGGUCCCAGCGCCUUUACAAAGACACCGAUGGCAGCAAAGGUCGGGCCCGGAUUCGGCGCAAAAUCAGAGAGGAGAAGGCCAUUCUUGGCUCUGUUGCUGACAAAUACAACAGCAUGGUUCCAGAUGCAGAGAGAAUCGUCUUUGACAGCAUUCUCUCUGAGGAGACAGUUUGGCCGUGGCAACUUUCACAUGGUGACAAUGUAGAUUUGAAAACCAAGAGGAAGGCGUUUGACGUUGUGAUGUGCUGAAGUUCUUCAAGGAAAGUGGUCAAAUCCGGGAUAGCUUUUAACAGUUACUUUAUUUGGUAAAGUAUUUCGGUAUGGUAACUAAUACUAUGGAGCAAAAGGAGGUGGAAGCGUGUCUUGCACGUGCUGAGCGUCUCCUAGCUGAUCAUAAACAUUAACCCUAUGUCUGUAAGCUGCCGAGAAGAUUCUGAUGAGCCCUUGGCUCGAUGUAGACUGUUAUGGUCGAAUGCACAUGGCCUGGAAGGAGUGGGAGGAGCCGGUGUGACGUAUUACCCUCGGCUUCCUCACUUGUCUGUGGUGCUGCCUUCUGUGGAUGGAGCAGCUAUUGCAGCCUACAGUAAGGUCAUGCUCCCCUUGUGGCUAUGUAUAGUAUUUACGGCUUAUAUGUUUGGUCCUGCUUCCUAGGGUCUAUGUGUGGGUAGCUCAGGUUCUUAAAAUA
This is a messenger RNA of Gadus macrocephalus (Pacific cod), 2685 nucleotides long. RefSeq lists its product as uncharacterized. The transcript has 10 exons. The record is from RefSeq and is a predicted model, not a curated record. The coding region runs from base 37 to 1377 and encodes 446 amino acids. Lineage: Eukaryota; Metazoa; Chordata; Actinopteri; Gadiformes; Gadidae.